Molecule: messenger RNA, 143 nt
Organism: Dentiscutata erythropus
Lineage: Eukaryota; Fungi; Glomeromycota; Glomeromycetes; Diversisporales; Gigasporaceae
Source: the annotation of a GenBank genome assembly
UGCCCGCUGAUACCAUUGUGCCAAGAUGUCAAGGAAGGGUAAAAAACGAAGAUAAUCCUGUUUAUAAUCCUAUUCAAAAUUUUUCCGGUCAAAAUCAAAUGUUACCUAACAAUCCUACUCAAAACUUUACCGGUCAAAACUAA